This is a messenger RNA of Gorilla gorilla gorilla (western lowland gorilla), 1811 nucleotides long. RefSeq names its product STARD3 N-terminal like (gene STARD3NL). The coding region runs from base 341 to 1045 and encodes 234 amino acids. Gene Ontology annotation, cellular component: lysosomal membrane; late endosome membrane; endoplasmic reticulum membrane. NCBI's taxonomy places the organism in Eukaryota, Metazoa, Chordata, Mammalia, Primates, Hominidae. Gene Ontology annotation, molecular function: cholesterol binding. Gene Ontology annotation, biological process: cholesterol transport. The record is from RefSeq and is a predicted model, not a curated record. The transcript has 10 exons.
UUUGGUCCCUCGAGCGAGAUGCGAGCUGUGUGCGUCGACGUCAGCGUGCUGACGUCACGGGCCGGAGGUCCCGGGGCUGCUGGGUGCGGGCGGUGGGCUGCGCGUCGUCCGCUGGACUGGGUCCCGGUCACGCCCCGCCAAGCCCCGCCCCUCAGGCCGGGGCGCGACCGCGGAUCCGCAGUUCCCGGGCCAGCCUGGGGCGGCCGGCCAGGAACCACCCGUUGAGAUGGAAUCACUGAAUUCAUCACUUGACACAGUACUAGUUUGGAUAAGUUUAGCAAGGUGUCUUCUCUUUAGGGAUGGUGAGGUUGGAAAAAGGCUCCUGUAACCCUCCUCCAGGAUGAACCACCUGCCAGAAGACAUGGAGAACGCUCUCACCGGGAGCCAGAGCUCCCAUGCUUCUCUGCGCAACAUCCAUUCCAUCAACCCCACACAACUCAUGGCCAGGAUUGAGUCCUAUGAAGGAAGGGAAAAGAAAGGCAUAUCUGAUGUCAGGAGGACUUUCUGUUUGUUUGUCACCUUUGACCUCUUAUUUGUAACGUUACUGUGGAUAAUAGAGUUAAAUGUGAAUGGAGGCAUUGAGAACACAUUAGAGAAGGAGGUGAUGCAGUAUGACUACUAUUCUUCAUAUUUUGAUAUAUUUCUUCUGGCAGUUUUUCGAUUUAAAGUGUUAAUACUUGCAUAUGCUGUGUGCAGACUGCGCCAUUGGUGGGCAAUAGCGUUGACAACGGCAGUGACCAGUGCCUUUUUACUAGCAAAAGUGAUCCUUUCGAAGCUUUUCUCUCAAGGGGCUUUUGGCUAUGUGCUGCCCAUCAUUUCAUUCAUCCUUGCCUGGAUUGAGACGUGGUUCCUGGAUUUCAAAGUGUUACCUCAAGAAGCAGAAGAAGAAAACAGACUCCUGAUAGUUCAGGAUGCUUCAGAGAGGGCAGCACUUAUACCUGGUGGUCUUUCUGAUGGUCAGUUUUAUUCCCCUCCUGAAUCUGAAGCAGGAUCUGAAGAAGCUGAAGAAAAACAGGACAGUGAGAAACCACUUUUAGAACUAUGAGUACUACUUUUGUUAAAUGUGAAAAACCCUCACAGAAAGUCAUCGAGGCAAAAAGAGGCAGGCAGUGGAGUCUCCCUGCCGACAGUAAAGUUGAAAUGGUGACGUCCACUGCUGGCUUUAUUGAACAGCUAAUGAAGAUUUAUUUAUUGUAAUACCUCACAGACGUUGUACCAUAUCCAUGCACAUUUAGUUGCCUGCCUGUGGCUGGUAAGGUAAUGUCAUGAUUCAUCCUCUCUUCAGUGAGACUGAGCCUGAUGUGUUAACGAAUAGGUGAAGAAAGUCUUGUGCUGUAUUCCUAAUCAAAAGACUUAAUAUAUUGAAGUAACACUUUUUUAGUAAGCAAGAUACCUUUUUAUUUCAAUUCACAGAAUGGAAUUUUUUUGUUUCGUGUCUCAGAUUUAUUUUGUAUUUCUUUUUUAACACCCUACAUUUCCCUUGUUUUUUAACUCAUGCACAUGUGCUCUUUGUACAGUUUUAAAAAGUGUAAUAAAAUCUGACAUGUCAAUGUGGCUAGUUUUAUUUUUCUUGUUUUGCAUUAUGUGUAUGGCCUGAAGUGUUGGACUUGCAAAAGGGGAAGAAAGGAAUUGCGAAUACAUGUAAAAUGUCACCAGACAUUUGUAUUAUUUUUAUCAUGAAAUCAUGUUUUUCUCUGAUUGUUCUGAAAUGUUCUAAAUACUCUUAUUUUGAAUGCACAAAAUGACUUAAACCAUUCAUAUCAUGUUUCCUUUGCGUUCAGCCAGUUUCAAUUAAAAUGAACUAAAUUAUA